AUGGCGGUCGACUCCAUCAACGAGAAGGACGCCAAGCAUGAAGUCGUCAUUGUCAAGACGGCCAUUGGAGAUGAAGCCUUCCAGCAGGCUAUGAUCAAGGAGCCCCCGCCCAAGAUCGCCGCUCCUAUCCUCAUCCUCGCAAGCAUGGUCGCCUUCUGCUGCUCUACUGCCAACGGCUACGACGGUUCGCUUUUCGGAACUCUCCUCUCUUCCAAAGACUUCAAGGGCUUCUUUGGUGUUGACAACAAGGGUAUUGAAGCUGGUAUCGUCACUUCCAUGUAUCAAAUCGGUUCCGUCGUCGCUAUUCCUCUUGUUGGACCCAGUAUUGAUACUUGGGGUCGCCGUGCCGGUAUGACAAUCGGAGCUUGGAUCAUCAUCGUCGGUGUCAUUAUCCAACUCGCCUGCUACUCAACCUCCAGCGUUGGACAGUUCAUGGCUGGUCGCUUCUUCCUCGGAUUCGGUGUCUCCAUCGCCGCCGCCGCCGGUCCUACCUACGUCGUCGAAGUCUCUCACCCUGCUCACCGUGGUGUCAUCACCGGUCUCUACAACGUCAUGUGGCCCGUCGGCGCCCUUGUUGCUAGCAGUGCUGUUCGUGGUGGCUUGAACUACGAGGGAACCAACACUUCUUGGAUGAUCCCUGUUGGUCUUCAGCUCAUGUUCCCUUGUGUCAUUGGCUUCUGCGCCAUGCUUCUGCCCGAGUCUCCUCGAUGGCUGUACACCCACGGAAAGCAGCAGCUUGCUAAGGAAAACCUCACCAAACUCCACGGCCACGGUAACCCCGAGAGUGAGUGGGUCAAGCUCCAGCUUCACGAGUACGAGGAGCAUCUUGAGAUGGACGGUAGUGACAAGAGAUGGUGGGACUACCGUGCUCUCUUCGCCACCCGUGCUUCCUUCUACCGUCUCACCUGCAACUGUCUCGUCUCUCUCUUCGGUCAGUGGGCUGGUAACAGUAUCGUCUCUUACUACCUCAGCGCCUUCCUCGACACUGCUGGUAUCAGGGAAGGUGCCCAGCAAAUCAAUGUCGCCAUGGGAAUGAACGCUGUUCAAAUCGCCUUUGCCGCUCUCGGUGCCACCUUUACUGACACUGUCGGUCGUCGUCCCAUGCUCCUCGUCGUCAACGUUGUCUGUGCUUUCUGCUGGAUUGGUGUUACUGUCCCUGCCUCCAUUGCCAACAUCACUGAUCUUGACAACGAGGAACAGAUUGAUUCUGUUACUCCCCCGGUCAGCAAGGCUAUUCUGGCCUGGGUCUACCUCUUCCAGAUCUGUUACUCUGUCGGCUGGACUCCCCUCCAGGCUCUCUACCCCGUCGAGGUUCUAAGCUACGAGAUGCGAGCCAAGGGUAUGGCCUUCAGCUCUCUCUUCACCAACGCUGCUAUGCUUGUCAUGCAGUUCGGUAUUCCCGUCGCUCUGAAGAACAUCGCCUGGAAGACCUACAUUGUCUUCUGCAUCUGGUGUGUCUGCCAAGCCGGUAUCCUCUACUUCCUCGUCCCCGAGACUAAGAACCGAACUCUCGAGGAACUUGACCACAUCUUCUCUUCUCCCAGCCCUGUUAAGACCUCCAAGCAGAAGAAGGUCUUUGAGGCCGAUGCCAACGCCAACAUUGUCCACAUCGAGCCUGCGACUGCUUCUCCCUCUGCCGCUUAA
Messenger RNA from Fusarium coffeatum, 1644 nucleotides. RefSeq lists its product as uncharacterized. Lineage: Eukaryota; Fungi; Ascomycota; Sordariomycetes; Hypocreales; Nectriaceae. Gene Ontology annotation, cellular component: membrane. Gene Ontology annotation, biological process: carbohydrate transport; transmembrane transport. The transcript has 4 exons. The record is from RefSeq and is a predicted model, not a curated record. The coding region runs from base 1 to 1644 and encodes 547 amino acids. Gene Ontology annotation, molecular function: carbohydrate:proton symporter activity.